GGCCGGUCUGAGGCGGGGCAGGGCCUGGGCGCUCAGGCGGCAGCCGCUGCAGGGGACCCAGGAAGAGGAGGUGGGGGCCGGGCCGGGCCUGGUGCGCUCGGGCCGGGCACGGAAGCGAGCAGAGCCGGGCAGCAGGAAGAUGGCAGAGCCGGAGAUUCAGCUGCUGCUAGGCGUGGGGCUGAUUGAAAAAGACACCAAUGGAGAUACUCUGUGGGUAUGGUGUUAUCCUUCCACCACAGCUGAAAUGAGGGAUCUGUUGCUGAGAAAAUGCUGCCUUACAGAUGAAAAUAAACUGCUUCACACCUUUGUAUUUGGCCAAUAUAGAAGAUCAUGGUUCUAUAUCACAACAGUGGAAGUUCAAGAUUCUCCAGUCUUGAAAAAGGUGACUCACUUUUCUAUUGUUCUGACUGCCAAAGAUUUUAACCCGGAGAAAUAUGCAGCCUUCACUAGGAUAUUGUGUAGAAUCUACCUGAAGCAUGGGAGUCCAGUUAAAAUGAUGGAGAGUUACAUUGCAGUUCUUACAAAGGGGAUCUGCCAGAGUGAAGAAAAUGGAUCUUUCCUCAGCAAGGAUUUUGAUGCCCGAAAGGCUUACCUUGCAGGUUCAAUCAAAGAUAUAGUAUCUCAGUUUGGUAUGGAAACAGUUAUCCUAUUCACUGCACUGAUGUUAAAGAAAAGAAUUGUUGUAUAUCACCCAAGAAUAGAAGUCAUCCAGGAGUUUACCAGGACUCUACCUGCUUUAGUGUGGCAUCGACAGGACUGGUCAAUUCUUCAUUCGUAUGUUCAUCUAAAUGAUGAUGAACUGGAAGCAUUAAAGACCUGCACAGGUUACAUUGCUGGAUUUAUAGACUCCAAAGUGAGCAAUAGACCGGAUCUAUAUGAUGUGUAUGUGAAUUUGGCAGACAGUGAAAUUACCAUUUCCCAGCAAGCGAAAGAGGCAAUGACAAUGGGAAAAUUGCACAAAGAAAUUGGUCAACUCAUUGUUCAGUCUGCAGAAGAUCCAGAUAAAUCAGAUAGUCAAGUCAUUAAGGAUAUUUCACUGAAGACAAAGGAAAUUUUGACUAAUCUGGCAUCAUUUACUGAAGUUUCUGAUGAUGGUGAGAAACCGACACUUAACUUUGAAUCCCUAAAACAAAAGCGAUAUCCACCAGCUACAGAAAACUUUCUUUAUCAUCUAGCAGCUGCUGAACAAAUGCUUAAGAUAUGACUUUGUUGAUACACUUAAAUGUUGUGGACCAAUAUGAAACUAUUCCCUUUGCCAUAAAACUAUGACUAUCUGCUACAUAUAUAAAAAAUUAAAGGUAGCAAAGAAAAUGUUACAUUUUUAAUGAUGUAAUGCAAAAUAUAGACAUUUGACCUGGAACAUGCGGCUACACAUUAGGAAAUAUUUCUAGUCCUUUUACGUUUCUUUGACUCUGACUUUAUACACACAAGGGCAGAUACUCAAAAACACAACCUGAGUUGGGCACCUUACCUGUGUUUGUGCCUUUGAAAUCUUCUUCCUUACUCCUGGUGUACUAUAACUUCACAGAACUGGACAUACUGGUAUAAACACAUUGAAAUCCGAUACACUGAAAGUAACACUGAAAACUGGAAAAUGGUUAGAGCAGUAAAAAUAUACCUGUUUGUCUUAUUGCAUAGCCAUAAAGUAACAGUUUUUCAGUAAGCAGUCUGAAACUAACUUUGCUUUGUAAUCUUCUGGGAAGAACUUAAAUUCUUUGUAAGGAAACCUACUUUCUGAGCCAAACAUCCAAUGUUUCUGCAGAAAUGUCUAUGAAACCAGUCAAAAGGUUCUGCAGUAGCGCUUUUGUUAUAUGAAAAAUAGAACUUUUUUUCCUGGCCUUUGCACAGAUGGGUGUAGCAUGUGGUUUUACAUAGAGAUUUUAUACUUAAAAUAAAAAAAUUUAGUAAUCCAUAUUUAUACUAUUAAAAAUUGAAUGUUUGGUAUCUUGAAGCUGUAAGAACUCAUAAUUAACUAUAUACAAACCAUAUUAAUUUGAGAAAGAUUUUUGUUUAUGUAUUGUAAAGUAAGGAAGUCUAUUUUAGAAUAUGGAUAAGGAAUUAGGUAUCUAUAUAUAAAAUAGCUACUUAUUGCAGUUAGUCCCAGAGAACUACUGCUACAAUCCCCUAUUUUCAGGGGUGUAUAAUCCUACUUCAGAUAUUUACACGAGACAGAAACUUUGCAGUUAGUUUAGACACAGAAGCAUUUUUUAAAUGAACGGCAUAUUGACUGUAAAAAGAAAAGUAGUGCUUGUGGCACCUUAGAGACUAACUGUGUUUUGCAUAUCAGUGCUCUCUGACUUUUUUCCAUUUGUAUAACCUAAGGGGUGUUUUUUAAUGGUCCAGAUAAGUUUAAAGAUCAUAUAGAAAGAAACACAGUUAGGGCUUGAGCCUUAAGUCCAUUGAAGUUAGACUUUCCAUUGAGUUCAUUCAGCAUGCUUUGGAUCAGGUCUUGAGCAUCUCUAGGACUAUAACUACAGGGUUAGAGUGAAAAUCUAUUUCCCUGGAUUCUUCUAAAAAAUGCAAGCUUUUAUUAAAAUAACAUAUAGUUGAAAUAACAUGCAUGGUUUAGGAUAACUCACAAAAAAGUGGAGUUCUCAUUUGCCAACUAAAUAUUUGAUAUUUAAUUAUUUUCUUUUAUGUUCAGUCUUGGAGACGCUUUAGUUGCAAAUUUCCUUAUUGUUUGUCUCAGACCUUUCCUUCUAAUGUUUUUUGUAUGAAAACAAAUGAAACUUAAUUUUGCACUUCAGGAAUUAUAUAUAUUGCAAAGUUAUGCCUAUAAAACAUGAUCUUUUUUUUUUUUUUCCUGAACCCCUUGCCCUGUGUAUUUCAUGUAAAUUGUGCUUGAAUAGUCAUGGUCAUCAAGUGACAGGCUUCAGCUCUUAAAUUACAAUAAAAUAAUAGAAAUAUUUAGUAACGUGGUAACUUAAAACAUUUACAAUAUUUCAACCACAAUGUCUAGUUUAAAAAGAAUCAUGUUGUGUUUUUGUUUACAUUGAAUGUACAGCAAGGUGGUAUAAGCAAACUCUUGUAGUAGAUGGGAGACAGAAUUUCAAUGGAAGGUGUGCAAAAUUAGGUUUAAAUUGCCUCCAGCCCCCAGGUGAUGCACUUAUCCUGUGAGGAGAAAAUUGGGCCAUUUGCACUUGUAUGAAGUAGUGCAUCACCUACACUAUUACAACCUUUAUUCCAUAUAUAACAAAACAGAACCGAUGUAGAUCAUAACCAGUUUGUUUUGCUAACUUUCAAAGGACAGAUGGUAAUGUCCUUGUUGAAAUUUAACUUAUUCUUUCUAUCUCCAGAAGUCAGUGAACUGUGUUUCUCUACAGUAGUAUUUUUCUUCCUAAUGGUUUUUUGACAUCUAGAGAUUUCACAAGGAUUAAAAGGAGAGUUUGAGUGUAACUGGUAAAAUCAGCAAUCCUUUGUUAACCAAGUGUGGUUCUGCGCUGAGAAGUGACACUAUGAGACUCCAGGUUAGUUCUGAUUUCCAUAAUGGAUAUGUUCAGCCUACAAAUAGCCGUUUUUGCAACUGUCAGCCCUACAAACGCAAUAUGUGGGUCUGAAAGUCAAGCUGUAUCCUUUUUUACUCCUUUAUCAUUCCUAAUAGUAAGAUUCUUCAGGUUAAAUUCUGAGUUAUGCCUUUUCUUCUCUCUUGCCUUCUAGGAUUGGGUAAAAGAGGAAUGCAUUUGCCAUUGAAACUAAAUGGUGAUGUUGAUAACCAACCCAGUAGAGAAACCAACUCCUGCUCCCAUUUGCAUUGGCUUUGCAGUGUUACCAAAGGUUUAAAGUAGAAAAAAAUGGAUGUAUAUAGUUUGAUCUGACUCAGAUUUGCAUUGGGAGCAUAUUGAGUUACAUGGUACCUUUGUAUAGCUACUGUUAGCACAGAACAGCACUUUAAAGCACGUACCAUUACCCACCAUUUCCAUAGUCCAGGUCUACACGUAGAUUUUGUACUGAUGUAACUUUCAGUUAGGGAUGUAAUAUAUUUUUUAAACCAAAAAGUUAUACUGGUAUGUCUCCUAGUGUGGACACAGUUAUGCCAAUACAAAAGUGUUUAUAUCACUGUAGCUUAUUCCUGUAUGGGAAAGGGAAUACUGAAAUAACUGCAUCCAUAAGAGGGCUGUACCACUUUAACUACACCAGUAUAGUAAAAACGGUACAGCAUCUGUGUAUACGAGGCCUUAGUCUCUGUAGAGGUAAGGAUUAACUUGAGAUAUGAGAGUUAAUUACGUAUACAAAAAACGGCAUUAAAAACAUUAUUAAGGUUGCCAAGUCAAGCACUUCAAAGUUAGGAAAUGUCAGAAUUAAGGUUGCCUGUACAACAUUAAUUCAGCCCCCUUGUUUGUAUGCAUAAUACUCUCUUUACAAGACAUGCUGUUUUUUCCACAGGACCCUUGCCUCAUUCAGUGCACAGAACUUAAGGAGCAGCUAUUGGAUAUUUUAUUUUUCUCCUCAUUGUUCAACGUGUGGCCCCAUGCCUUAUUUACUGCACACUAUUCAAAUCCUGCUCUGAACAAUUAAUUUCCUAAUGGGCUUUUCUGUGGUGCCAAACAAUAUAAUAUUUGAGUGCUUCACAACUAUUAAUUUCUUUUCACAACACCCAUCUGAGGUGAGAGGGCAUUAUCCCAGUUUUAAAGAUGGGGAGCUGAGGAACAGAAAAAGUAAGGUCAAAAUAUCCACUAAUUUUGGGUGCCUAAUUGGAGAUGCCUGGUUUUUCGAGUACUUCACAUUAAAUAGCACUUUGUAGGUUCAAAGUACAGUUCUCUUUGUCUUCACUCAGCACUUCUGUGAAUCAGAAUCCAGGCUAUCAAGUUGGACAUCCAGAAAAUGAGGAAUGCACAAUUAGUGAAUAUCUGAGAAAAGUUUGAGAGUAACUUGACUAGCAUCACGUAGGAACUCUGGCAGAGGCAGGGACAGAAUCCAGCUCUCCAAGGCAGCAUUCAGCUACCUUAACCAUGAAACCAUCCUUUUAUCUUCCUGUAAUCCUCUGCCAUCUUCUGCCUUAACCACUACAUACCUUCCAACCUGGUAUCCUACAGACACAAUCUCCUUCACUACACAACCCUGUUCCAUCUCCAGAGCAGGUUCAUUCUGUGCACUUAAUGAAGCAGAGAGAAAAUAGUUUGUGAUUAUGUAACAUGAGUGUCUCAUGAUGCAUAUGCCCAAGGGGGCUGAAUUCAGUUUGCACAUGCAAACUUUAUACUGGUAUUUUCUAACUUUCAAGUGUUUGACUUUGCAACUUUAAUGUUCUUUAAAUGUUUGUGUGUAUAAUUUCAUAGGCUUUUAAAAAAAGCAACCUAAAAAACCAAUUUCCAUCAUCUGGCAUCAUAUUGACAUUCACAUGGUUCAUCAGCAGGGUUGGAACCUUUAGAUUCAUCACACAGACCUCUGCCAUUUGAGCUAACAAAGUAAAGCAUAGCAGUAGUAGGUUGUCAUCCUGCAUGCAGACCAGCAUAAGAGGAGGAAUGGGACACUUCUGCUAGUGCAUUUCACAGAUAUUUGCUGACCGCAAUCUGGAUUCCAAUCCAGGCUUUGGAGGGAUGUGUGUCCCAGGGGACCCAGAUUCUUCUAUUUCUUCUCAAGUACAACCCCUUCUACCCCACCCCCUUCCCACCUGUACCAGUCCUUUUUUUUUCCUCUCCCACCCUAGCUCCUUCUUCCUGUUACAUUCUCCUCAUCUAUCUAGUCUCAGUCUCCACUGCUUAGGCUUCUCAUCACAGGCGCCUUGCCCAGUAAGUUCUAGCCUCAAGCCUCUGGAUUCUCUGUCCCCCCUGUACUAGCUUCAUUGCCCAGCCAGUCCCCCACCCCCACACCGUGGCCUCCAGUCAGACCUGCCCAUGUUGCCUGCUCCCCUUGACUCCCAAUCUCCUCCCCAGCUGCUUCUCCAAUCUCAAUAUGUCUCUCCCCUGCCCCAUGCCUUGUUCCAGACUCUUUACCCGGUCCCAGUUUUUCCACCUACACCUCAGCUCAUCAUCAGAUCCGUCUCCCUCCUUAUCACCUAACUGGUUCUCACUCUGUCUCCCUGCCUGCUCAUCUGAUUUCAAUCUCCUCCCUUCACCAACUGGCUCCCAGUUUCCCCCACCACAUUUAUUCAUAGAUUAAUUGGCUUUGAAUCCCAGCCUGUCGCAAUCCCUCUCCUCCGAGUCCUAGACUUCUUGCCAAGUUUGUUACAGUUACUCCUGCUCCCAGUUACUUUGCCUACCAAUCCCAGUCUCCCCCACAGAACUCCUGGUAUCAGUUUACCUCUUCCCCCUACCAACCUCCAGUUCCACAGACCCCACCACCCACAAAAGCAGGUCUGUCUCUUGACCCCUCUACACAUGAAUCAGGCAGCUUUCUUCCCCCCAUGCUGUCUGGGUCCAGCAGAGGGCCAUCGAGAACACAGAGACAGCAUCCCUGGUCUCAGUUCAGGUGUUGAGACCCAACAUACGUCAUAGCAGCCUAGAGCUGCAUUUGUUGGUUAAGUCCUGCUCAGCCCCAACCUGGAGAAUGCCCAGGAUGGACAGAAUCUUCAGGGAAUUUUUGCUGCUAAAAUGUAAAGUCUAUAGUGAGCAUGUACAAAUGCAAUUUUUCAAAGACAUAAGUUGGCCAAAUUUGGGGAGAUUUUCACGGAGAUGGCAAAAGGAUACAUCCUUGACACAAUUGGUAUCCCCUGCCAAAUUUCUGGUCCUUGCUCCCAAGCAUGGGGGCAUUAGAGCUUUUCAAAGAAAAGGUUGCCAGAAUUUUUAAUACUGCAAAUCAAUGAAUUUUUCCCUUGUUCUUGGCAAUGGCUUAGUCGUUUUGGCCAAAAUUUUCCAAGUCUGAUGCAACACCUGGUAUGGAAGAUUUUAGCCUGAAUGGUUAAAGUUUGGCAGUUAUAAGCAACUGAAAACAGGGUUUGCAGUGUAUUGGGCACCUUAAAUAAUAAGAGGUUCUUCCAGCUCUGCUUAUAUUAUGAGAGUAACUUUCCACACAUGGAGCUGCAAGUAUCAUUUAGCUUAAAUUACUACAGACUGUAACAUAUUCACGUGUAAUGCCAGAGGAUUUUAGCGUGUUUAGAAUCGGCAUGAGUAACUAAAUUGAUGUGUUGUCUUCAUCUUUCUGUGAGUGUGUUUCCAGAGAGGUCCUAUAGGGAUUGAGUCUUGGCCCUUUGCUAUUUAACAUUUUGAUCAAUGAUCUGGAAGAAAACAUAAAAUCAUCACUGAUAAAGUUUCCAGAUCACACAAAUUGGGGAAGUGGUGAAUGAUGAAGAGGACGGGUCACGGAUUCACAACAAUCUGGAUCACUUGAAAAACUGGGCUCAAGCAAACUGUGCUUUAAUACAGCUAAAUGUAAAUGUAUACAUCUAGGAACAAAGAAUGAAGAUCAUACUUACAGCAUGGGGAACUCAGUGAUUCUGAAAAAGAUUUGAGGGUGUGAUGGAUAAUCAGUUGAAAAUGAGCUUCCAGUGUGACACUGCAGCCAAAAGAGCUAGUGCAAUCCUGGGGAUGCGUAAACAGGGGAAUCUCAAACAGGAGUAGAGAGGUUAUUUUACCUCUGCAUUUGGCACUGGUGGUUGCAAUGCUGUGUCUGGUUUUGGUGCCCACAAUUUAGGAAGGAUAUUCAUAAAUUGGAAAGGCUUCAGGGAAGAGCCAUGAGAAUUAUUAGAAAACAUGCCUUAUACAGAUUAGUUUAACAAAAAAGUUAAGGGAGUGACUUGAUUACAUCUGCAUGGGGAACAGGCUCUUCAUUCUAACAUAAAAAGGUAUAAAACUGUGCAGUGGUUGGAAAUUGAAGCUAGACAAAUUCAGACUGGAAAUACGGUGUAGAUUUUUAUAGGUGAGAGUAGUUAACCAUUGGAACAAUUUACCGAGGCUCAUGGUGGAUGCUCCAUCCCUGCCAAUUUUUAAGCUUGGAUGUUCUUCUAAAAGAUAGGCUCUAGAAAUUAUUGGGGGGGAUGUUCUGUGGCCUGUGUUGUCCUGGAGGUCAGUCUAGAUGAUCACAGUGAUCCCAUGGGGUCUUGGAAAUAAUUUGUUUGUUUAGACCUGGUCCAUUAUAGUACUUCUGCGUUGCUUUCUUAAUUGUUCACACUAGCCUUUACUGUGGCUAAUAUUAAACAUUGUAAAAAAAAAAAAAA
Molecule: messenger RNA, 8089 nt
Organism: Chelonia mydas (Green sea turtle)
Lineage: Eukaryota; Metazoa; Chordata; Testudines; Cheloniidae
Gene: DENND10
Product: DENN domain containing 10
Exons: 9
Coding region: 140-1204 (354 amino acids)
Biological process (GO): regulation of early endosome to late endosome transport; protein transport
Cellular component (GO): late endosome
Molecular function (GO): small GTPase binding; guanyl-nucleotide exchange factor activity
Source: RefSeq, a predicted model, not a curated record